Bacillus rossius redtenbacheri is the source of this 9036-nucleotide messenger RNA. Its product is annotated as putative inositol monophosphatase 3. Bases 266 to 1321 code for a protein of 351 amino acids. Gene Ontology annotation, molecular function: 3'-nucleotidase activity. Gene Ontology annotation, cellular component: endomembrane system. The transcript has 5 exons. The record is from RefSeq and is a predicted model, not a curated record. Lineage: Eukaryota; Metazoa; Arthropoda; Insecta; Phasmatodea; Bacillidae. Gene Ontology annotation, biological process: phosphatidylinositol phosphate biosynthetic process.
GUGUUGAAAUGUGGGGGACCGUACAGUAAAAAUGCGAUUUUCUUGUGCACGGUAAAUGAUCACUUUAAACGCAGAGUAAUGUGCGGUGUCAAACGUGUUUACGUUUAAAACUCACGGGAAAAUUAUUCUUCUGAACCUAAUGUCAAAUAGAAUCACUUCGUUGUUCUCGGUAGGCCGUGGUGCCGAAGCGUUUAGACCGUCAUAACCAAAGCACCGCCGGAUAAAAAAUAUUCGUAAAGCUUACUAAAACAGUUUGUAAAAAAAAAUGAAUUUAGGUGGGACAAUUCGAUUCAAUCGUGUCGGUGUUUGCGUGGUUGUAGUUAUUUUCCUUCUGUUGCUAUUUUAUAUGAACAGUGGUGGCGGCGGCAGCAGUAACAGCAUCGGUGCAAAAAGUGUUCAAGAAGAGAAAAAUACGAAUUCUAUUAAUUUGCGAAAAUUAUUGAUUGCUGCAAUAGAAGUUGCAGAAAAAGGUGGCAAAGAAGUAAUCGCUGUGCAAACGGAAAAUGAUCUGGACGAGAAAAUUAAAGGGAAAACAAAAGAGGGAGUGAAAGAGCCGGUUACAAGAGCAGAUCUUAAUUCUCAUUGUGUUAUGUUUUACAGUCUGAAACGUCUUUAUCCAGCGUUAAAGGUUAUUUCAGAAGAAAAGAAGGAAAAAAAUGAAUGCAGUGAUUUGCUGUUUCUGGAUUCAGAACCAAAUCUGAAAGGAUACGACACUUUGCCAGAUGAGACUGUUCCCGUUGACCACAUUGCUGUGUGGAUAGAUCCGUUGGAUGCAACUAAAGAAUUCACAGAGAAGAAACUGGACUACGUGAUGACGAUGGUCUGCGUCGCAGUGGACGGCAAGCCCGUGAUCGGAGUCAUCCACAAGCCCUUCGGAGCGGAGCCCCGGACGACCUGGGCGUGGGUCGGCAAGAAAUUCUCGUCCAACUUGAAAGUGCUCUCCGAGGAUGAUAUAGGCAUGACACCAAAAAUUAUUGUGUCCAUGUCUCACGCGGGAGAGGUGAAGAAUGUUUCAGAAAAAGCAUUUGGUAAAAGUGUGGAUAUCAUCGCAGCAGCCGGAGCAGGCUACAAGUCCCUGGAGGUGGCCCAGGGGAACGCCACGGCCUACGUCCACACGACCGCCAUCAAGAAAUGGGACGUGUGCGCCGGCGACGCGGUGCUGAGCGCGCUGGGGGGCAGCAUGACGACCCUGUCCGGGCGGGGCCUGGACUACGCGGGCUCGGCGGCCGCGGAGAACCGCGACGGGCUGUUGGCGACCCUGGCCCGGCACGGCUGGUACAAGGACAAGCUCGGUGCUGCUCUCAAGCCGCCCGCCAACUGAUCCCUUCCCCCGCGACAGACGUGCCCUUGUUUGCUUUGCGGUUCCACUAAUGAGUCUCCGGUCUUUACGAUUUACUCUUUUUUUUUUAUUUAAAUUAACGAUGGGCCAAUCUAAUUCUCAAGCACAAUCGAAGAUUUAAGGAAGGGAAAUUCAGAUAUUCAAACCCUAGAACCUUUUUAGUUCACAUGUUAUAUUUUAUUUAUCUCUACAGAAGCUAUUAAAGAAAUAAUUUUAUCUGCCACAAGCUACAAUGCUCUGAGAAUGUUUUUUUUUAGCUUUUUAGGGAACAUUUUCGACACAAAAAAAAAUAAAAGGUUUUAUACUUUUUUAUUUUACUAAUAAAAAUAAAUGAUUGAAUGUUUCUUCAAGACUUGAAUUUCUGAAUGUUUGGUUAAAAACAUUAUUUAUUGAGGUUUUAUGAGGAUUCAAAGCACACUUUUAAGAAUUGAAUUUAAGAUUCAGAUUUGAGAAAAAGUUUAUUUUACCCAUCACUAAUUUAAAUGAAAAUGGUUCUGUUAGUUUAUGAAAGUUUUAUCUUCCGUUAAAAUGAUGGCUCUUUCAUGAUGUGUAGGACAUGCAGUGCUGUAUGAGAUUAUUGUUCCCACUCCCCAGCCAAUAUCUUCUCCCUUCUCUUCACCCCCCACUCCACCUCUUCUCCCUUCUCUUCACUCCCUGUUCCAUCUUCUUCUCCCUUCACGUUAGUCCCUAGCCCAUCUCUUCUCCCUUCUCUUCACUCCCUAGCCCAUCUCUUCCUUCUCUUCACUCCCUGUUCCAUCUUCUUCUCCCUUCUCUUCACCCCCCACUCCACCUCUUCACCCUUCUCUUCACUCCCUGUUCCAUCUUCUUCUCACUUCUCUUCACUCCCUAUCCCAUCUCCUCACCCUUCUCUUCACUCCCUAGCCCAUCUCUUCUCCCUUCUCUUCACAUCCUCCUCAUCCUGAAUGCAGUGUUUGGGCAUUGGCUUUGCAGCCAAUAUCGAGUGUGAAUAGAACAGCUUGUAUUGAAUUUUAUGGCAUGUGUUGUUGAAACACAAGUACCUACCUGUUUGUACUCAGCAUAUUUUUAUCAAAGCAUUUAUUUUUGUGAUACUGGUAUGUACUUGUUAUGUAAUUGGCCCUUCGUAGGUUUGUUUGGCAGGAUAGUUGGCAUGCUGAUAGUCCUUCAUGUAUGAUUAAUGGCAUGCAAUAUUUAAUGGCACUGUGAUCAUGUUAGCAGAGCCUUUGUCAUAAAAUAUAAUUUUGAAGCAAAACAAGCAUUUUCAAUAUUAUGUCUGCAAGUUUAUUAAAAUCAUAUUUUUUUAUUUAUUCAAAUGCUCUUAAUUUAUUUAAAAUACAAAAUUAGAAUUCUGGCCUUAUAGAAAUUAUUUUUAGCUUCUUAAUACAGGGGUACAAAUCCAGAGUCGACAAUAUACACCAUAGAAUAUCUUUCUUUGUUUAAUCUGAGGUUGUGAGGGUGGCAACUACUGCAAAAUAUUUGUGUUAAGCCAUGUUUUUACUAUUAUUUUGGUAAUGUUUGAAUCCACUAACUGAAAAUUAAAUUUUAAUGCAUAAUUUAUUGUAUCAUUUAAUACAAUGUUUUGUACAGAAAUAUAUUAAAAUGUUCAUGUUUUGACAGUAAAAUUGUGUAAAUAUUACGGGUAAUGUUUUUAUGUAUCAAUAUUUUAUCAGCUGUAACUUGCCAUCCAAAUCAUUAGCGAGUGAAAGUUGGAGGAAUAAAAUGUAGUAUUGAUGACUUCUUGUAAACAAUCACAUUCUUUAGCAGGGAAUGAAAUUGACCUUUACAAAAACUAAACAAUAUUGUCGCGGGUUGAAAUUUUGCAGGGUUGUUGAAAUCAAAUUUAGGGACUUUACUGACGGGACUCUGGGCUGGCUGCUCUGUUCACUCGUCAGCGCAAGUGGCGUGACCAUGUAAUUGGGGCACGGGGCCGGCGCGGCGCGCUGCGGGCUUGCAGAAUUUUGUUUGUUUGUUUGGCCGCGCGCUGGCGCAGCCACGGGCCGCAGUUACUGGGGCGCGCUGUCGUAACAAGCCGCGCGGUGUGGCCUGCACAUUGGGGUAGAGGGGGGGUAGUCUUCCCAGAUGUUCUAGUUAGUUGUUUAGUAAAUUUGACUUCAAUAACGAGCUUUUGUUAUGGUAGGCGCGGCAGGGCGCGCGAAUUUAAGCGCAAGUGAGUGGUGACUCGGGGCUCACUCAGGCGGAGGCUAUGCGUCUCACCUGUGGUCACGAGUUGUUAGUUCGUUCGUGAUGUAGGAAUUCAAGCUUUCGGGCGGAGGCUAUGGCCCUCGUCAGGGGUCACGCGUCAUAGUUUUUAAAAUGUAAUGUUCGUUCGGGAUUUCAAGGGCAGGAGAGGCCCCUACGUUAUUUUUUUAAAGUAAUCGAUCAAGAAAGGCUUUUCGGAAAAUGUGAGUAUGGACUUAUCUUUGUUUUAAUUUUAAGUAUUAAUUAUGAUUUGAGGUAUUCGGAAGGACUAGGGAAGUGUUUAGUGAAGUUCUCUCAUUCUCUCUCUUGUAAGGUCGUUCAAUCGUUAAGGAAGUAAAGAGAUUAUUGUUUUAAAUUGUAAUCCCGCUAUUUAAAUGUUCUUUAAAAUGAUGUUGAGUAUUUGACUUUAAGAAUAAAAUAAUUUUAAUUAAGUAUUAUGUUAUUUUGCAAAAUCUCCUUAGUUCAGCUCUCACCAGACAUCCUGUACGGGAUGACGAACCUAUGAUCCUAGGUACAGUAAAGUAUUUUAUGAAGUUAAGACUAGUUGAUGCCAAGCGAGUUGUUUCUAUGUAAAGAGCUACGAUUCUCGCCCCCCCCUCUGAAGGUGGAUCGUGACAGAAAUGGCGGUGGCACCGGCUAGGUGCACGUGACAGAAAUGGUAGAGUUCGCCGGAUAGGUUCUAUUUCUGGAGAGAGAGAGAGGUAGAUUUUUAUGUUUAUUAUUAAGUUAGUUUCAGCUUCUGAUAGCAGGUUAUUAAGAGUUUACUUGAGGAGAGGAUUACGGAAUUUUAGUCUAUAGUGGAGGAAGUCUUUGAGAUUUUUUUUUUGACGUAACAGAUGUUUAUUUGAGGAUACUUGUAAGGAUAAAGUUUAUAGUGAUAAGUUGUUUUAAGUCGUUGAAUUUAUUGUAGAUUUAUAUCGGGGAUUAUUACGUGAGGAGAAUACGUUAUAAGUUAAAUGCUUAUUAGAGAUAAUGCAAGUGGUUUAAUUUAAUUGAAGUUCAUUUUAAGAUUGUAGGUUAAGAGAGUUAAAAUUUAAAAUAAAGUUUUUUGUCGUAAAUAGGAAUUAUUUUCAAGAGAAGUUUGUUUUGUUUUCGUGCGCGUAGGAGACGAGACGUACGAAUUAAAUCAGUCGAGGGAAGGAUAAACGUUAGAAAGGAAUUAAAGAGAAAACGAGAGUUUAUGUAAAAGAGAGUUAUAGAAUUUAUAGUGAUGUUUUGUUUUAAUUAGAAAAAUGUUGAGAGUUGUUUCAGAACGACACGUCAGUGGACGUGGCAGAGUGAACACGUGACGGGGAGGUGCUGAGACCUAGCGGAGAACGGAGGAACCGCAAGCGAGGGUUGGCGCACCUGAUGGAAUUCGGUGACGUCACGGGCUCAUACGGAGACGUGGACAGGCCGUGACCUUGUUUUGAUCAGCUGUACGGUAACUUAGCGAUAAGAAAAUAGACUAUUGGUUAAAUAAAUUUAAAUUUAAGUGUGUUUUAGGAGAAGAGGAACUUUCAGUAUGUAAGUAAUUUAAUUUAAGAAGUGUAUGAUGUAUAGGCUAGAAGUGUUUCGUUGUAAGUUGUUUAUGUUUUUGUUAGUUAAAUUCUACCUCGGUUUUAAAAAUAUUUUUUUUGGGAUUUGUAAACAUUAUUAAGGAGGUACACUAUAAAAUCGAUAAGCAUUGAGAAAACUGGGAAGGCUAGAUUUUGUGUGUAGAGGGAAUUUACUCCAAAAGAACAGAGAGACAAAAUUAAUGUUUUCAUUAGGGCGAGGGACCCUAAGGUGAGGCGUUGUGUCCCUGGGAAGAAAGGGAAUUGUAGCGCAGACCAUAGGAGAUGGGCUGACUACGGAAUUAAGGGUCAGGAGAAUCCUGAGAGUUGUGAGUAGUUUGGGGCAGGAGUUCCCCAUGGUAGUACCGAAGUGGCUAUCCUGUAUGGGAUAGGGUACCAUUUCAAUGAAGUUUGUUGGUGGGGUUAGAGCCCCCUGUGUAGUGGGCCUAUAGCAGAUAGGCACUACAGUGAAUUUGGUUAUUUUGUGAGGUAAAUUCCCUGGAGGUUAAGUAAGAUUGGAUUCAGUUAGGAAGGAGGGAAAUGAGAAACAUUGCUGUAGAGAGUUAGUGUACUUGCCUAAUGUGAAAUUGAAUUUUACUAAAUUAAUUUAGGAGAAAGUUUUGUUCGGUAAAUAAAUAAUAAUGGAAGAUAGCUAGAUAAUUAAUUAAUUUUUUUUGAGUAAGGUGUUUUAAGUAAUGAAAUAAAAUAAGGUGAAGUAAUUUGAAUAAUUGGGGAGGAGUUUCUUUAAGAGUUUAGAUAAUUGUUUUUGAAUUUAUUGAGAUAUUCAGCCAGUGAAGUUUGAGUGUGAGAGAUACAGUGAGAUUUUAAGGAAAUCGGUUGUUUAUUAAUUAGGACAAAUGAGAUUUUAUGAUUAAGAGUCAGUAAGCAUAGUUAAAAUUUACGACAUGAUAUUUGUUGACAGUUUACAGUUAUUAAGGAGAAAACAGAGUAAUCUAUUUAUUUUUAUUUUAAUGGUUUGAAGAUAAGAUUAUGAAUUUUUUUUGGAAGUUUCUUUGGCAUGUUGGAAUAAUUUUUUUUGAUUUUUAGAAUUUACAGAGAAAAUUUAAUUGAUUUACAUUAGUUUGGAAGUAUGGAGGUUUAGUGUUCGAUUAGCCCUAACUUGAUGGUCGGAUCCCAAAAGAAUGCCGUAAAACCGAUAGCCAAUUGAGAGGAAUGCGGUAGGCGCUUGUGUAGAGAGGGGUUGUGGGAAAACUCCUUGGGACUGAUGGCAGAUCAGGGGCCCUAAAUAGUGUGUGAUGCUGUAAAACCAGUGCAGAGAAAGCCUGGUAUGCUUAAAUUUUUGGGCACAGGUUAUGUAAACCUGGGGUUCCAUGGGAUUUAGUCAUGUUAGCUGCUGUGAGACAUUAAGAUUUCCAGGCUCCAUAGUAAAUUCAAUGUAAAUUUUUGUUUUCUUAAAAUAAUAAAUUUGUUUUUAAUUUAUUUGAGAUAUUUGAUUUGGAACAGUGAAUACAGACCCCGAGGAAUAAGAGUUAUGCUGUGAGAGGAGAAGGUGGUAGGCCUAAAGGGUACAGGCACCACAGAGGUUAUUUGUAUUGCAUAAUUUAAAUAUAAGGAAACUUGAGAAUUUGAAAUUUUGUUGUUGGUUUGUACACCCAUAAGAAGAGUAUAGGCAGAAUUUUUAUUGUUAUGAGAUGUCUAAUUUAAUUGAAAAGAAGAAAGUUUAAAGAUGCAAGGUAACAUUAUUAUUGUAAUAAUUGAAAGAGAUUAAGAGGUAGAGAGAAAUAGGCAGUUUUUGUUUGUAAGUACUAAAGUUUACAUAUAGAAAUUUAGUAACUAAGAAUGAAUAAUAAGUUAAGUCUAGUGUAAAAGUUUUUUUUUAAGUUUGUUAAGUUAAGAGUCACAAGUAAAUUUUUUUUUUUAGAGAGAAUGUCUUUGAUAGGAAGUAUUAGAAACUUAUGGGAAGUUUAGGGUAACAUAAAUAAUGUAGGUAAUGAAUAAUAAAUAGAUGGUAGGUCUUAAGUUAGGAUUAACAUUUGAAGCAGAAUUUAAUUAAGAAGAAGGAAAAUAAAUAGGCCUAAUGAAAAGAACAAAAAAGGAUUUUAUGGUAAAGCAUUUUUUUUAAGUAAUAAACAAUGAAUAAUAAUGUUGUUUCAGGGUAAUGUGUACUAAUAAUACAAUUUUUUUUUUAGGACCAAAGAACAGGAAUUAUGUAAUUUAAAUUAACAUGUAUUUUUGAAACUGUUACAGAUUCCUUAAGAUGAGCUGAGCAGCAGUCCAGUUUACAAGAUGACAAGAGUUCGAGAGACAAGAUACAAGAUCACUGAAACAAGAGCCAAGACUGAAGAUUCAAGAGAAGAGAAAGCUGGCAGCCAUGGACUUACAAGUGGAGAUUAAUAAGGUCAUGUAAAGUUUUAUUUUUUUUAUGGAAGACAGUAACUGGAGUUUUUUUUUGUUAUAAACAUUAUUUACAGAACUUUUUAGGUUAUAGUAAUGUAAUGGAACUAGUGAGUUGUGGUAGCUGUCAAAAAGAACUAAUACCUUAAGUUUAAUUUUUAAAGUUAAUUUUCUUAAUUUACAGAGGGAUUAGUAGUUUUUUUUAAACCUUAUUUAGGUUGGAAUUUAAAUACAAUAGCUUAUUAUAAAUGUGUACGAACAGUUCAAGUUCACAGUACUGAUAGGUAGGUCAGAUGAUCUUAUUGAUUUUGAUGAUUUGUUGUUUUGAGUUGAUUUUUAGGUGUUGUGAAUUAGACAAUGAAAUAGUUCUGAAAACUUAAAUUAUUUCAAGCUAAGAAAUAGUAAAGUUAAUUGUAACUCAAAGGACACCAGAAUUUAAUUUUUUUUUUUAAUUAGUAAUGUUUGAAAAUUUUAUACUUUACAAGAAAGGUUAUAAACAAACAGAUCGGAUGGAACAAGGAUGCAGUAAAUCACAAUUUCAUUUAGAAUUAUUGAUUAGCUUUUGAGGUUAUGAAGUAAAAGUAAUUAUAGUUUAAAAGUUUGAAUAAAAAAAAAUGUUUUUUUUUUAUUUGUUUGAAAUAGAAAGUUUAAAAGUUAAUUAGUCAUGAUCUAGGUGGGUGAUGGGGUGGGAAUUGGCCACUCUUUUUCCCUAUAACCUCCCUAACAUGGCCUUCUAUUACAUCUAACAGAAAAAAAAAAAAGAAGAAAAAGAAGACUUAUUAUUAGUUAGAAUGUUUUUUUAUGAAGAUACCUGAUGAACUUUUACUGUUUGGAAGAAUAGAAGCAAGGUUAGUCAGAUAUUUUUACUCAGAAGAAGAAGAAGAUAAAGCAGUUUUAUGACUCGACAAGCCAGAGAUUGGUGUUUCCCCUCUGCGCUUCUAUUGACUACGUUGUUUACUCUCAUGGGAUAGCUGGUUCGGCACCAUGGAGAGAGAUUGGUGGGCAUUGUGGUUGCCCCCAGAAGAAAAGAAGAGUAGAAGAGGUUAUGGGUGGGUCAUGUGAACUGACCUUCAACCCAGUUACUUCGUGGGGACUAUUUGCUGUAUAGAGAAGAUCAAGACUCAAGAGUUAGGGAAAAUCAUUGGAGGUCAUGUUUCCCUUCCUUAAGUUUUUCCUAUCAAAUUAUUUGCCUGAUUAGAUUAUGCUAAGGGUGGGAUACUUUAUGUUAGCAGUUGAAUUAAUUAAUUUUAUUUUUUUUGUGUGUUUGCAUCCUUGCCCAUCGAUUGCAGUUUAGUAGUUAGUUUUGUAUUUGUCAGGCGUGAUGGUAAUGCCUGUUGAUGAUGUUUCAGAAUUGUAAUCUGUUCGUGAUGAGGAUGGCACAACUCCGAAGCAGAUGUGGGGAGAAGUUGUGAGCUGCCCUGGAAGCCAGUCCAGUAGCUGUUGGAGUUGAGUGGUGUUUGCUGAUGGCCAGCCCAGGGAGCUACUCUUCUCGACAACACUGACUUCGAGGAGUUGCACCAACCUUCACGAGAUAAGAGUUUAAUUAAUUGAAACACUGUAAGGACACUUAAUUUUUUUUGAAGAACGAAAGAAGUAUGGUAAUAAACGGAAACCGAAAAAAAAAAAAAA